AUGGAAAGCAUGAUUGUAUUAGUACAUCUAAUGAUCAUAGCUUUCCUCGCUCCGUAUGUGGCAGCGCAGUCGAACACGAACACGAACACAACCUGCACGGGGCCCAUGCUACGCAGCUUCGGGUCGUGCAUAGGGUACCUGGCAAGCAGGUCGAACACGUCGUCGCCAACGUCAGCCUGCUGCAACUCGUUGAGGGGAAGGGAUCGCCUGCUAGACCUCAUGAGCAACGGCCAGGAUUGCUUGUGCCUGAUAGUGACAGGAGGUGUACCUUUCCAAGUUCCCAUCAAUCGAACUCUCGCAAUCUCCCUUCCUAAAGCAUGCAGGCAAUCUGGAGUCCCAAUUGAGUGCAAAGCCACGGCUAGCCCUGUUCCAGCUCCAGCACCAAGGAAUUCAAACCCCGCUGCACCAAAUAGAUCUCCUCCUCCUUCAAUUCCUCAAGUUCCAUUUAAUCCUCAGCCCUCGACACCGCCGCCUCAGACGCCGCAAAGUGACCUAGUCCCGACACUUACGCCACCGGGAAUGCGACCAACAUUGUCGGCUGCGCCGCCAUCUCCAAGUGUUUUUCCAUCUCUUCCUGUAGCGAUGAUGGGGGUCUUUCUCAUCUACUUUUGUUGAUAUAUAUGGAUUUUGGAUUUCAUUGAUUCAUUAUUUGUAUAAUAAUUUCACU
Molecule: messenger RNA, 667 nt
Organism: Salvia splendens (bonfire salvia)
Lineage: Eukaryota; Viridiplantae; Streptophyta; Magnoliopsida; Lamiales; Lamiaceae
Product: non-specific lipid transfer protein GPI-anchored 20
Exons: 5
Coding region: 1-615 (204 amino acids)
Source: RefSeq, a predicted model, not a curated record